GUUUGCCCUAUUCCGCUCACAUUUACGCAGUGAUAAAAUAGUCUAGAAUCGCAAAUUUAGCGUGGCUUAAACAUUUAUCUAGAUAACCAUAAACCACUAAACUUGGAGAAAUUUUUAGACAAGGACAUCGUAACCUGCUGAAGCGCAAGUCUGCAGGUCCGAAAUGCCUCUGCUUGUAACAGACCACUCGUGGACGCAAACAGAGUCGAUGGUUUUCAUCAGCGUGCCUCUCAAAGGAGCCACGAAAGUGGACAUUGUCUCGUCAGACGAGUACCUUAAGGUUCAUUUCCCACCUUUUCUUUUGGAGGUUUUCCCAUCUGAGCUUGUUGAUGAUGUACAAAGCUCAGCAAAAAUUGGAAAUGGAGUCGCGGUCAUCAGUUUGUCAAAGAGGACUAACAAACUGUGGGAGCAUUUGUCAAUAACCACAUAUGAUAAAGAAACAAAAACAGAAAUCCGGGAGAGAGCUCUGUCCAAAAUGCAGGAAAAGCUUGCUGCAGAGGCCAAAAACAAAGCAGAGAAAAAGCAUAAUGAGAAGAAAUACGCUCUCAAGACAAUGAUGAACAUGGAAAACGAAGAACGAGAAAGAAUCCAGAAAAUGAAGGAUGAUGAACGAAACAGAACAACAGCUGAACUCGAAGCAUGGCAGCUAAAGGAGCGCAAGAAAGCUGAGGAAGAAGCUCGACUCAAAUUCCAAACCAAUCAACCAAAAGCUGUGAAACAAAAAUAUAAGAGAAGUGUCAGUGAAACAGACAAAAGGAAAAAGCAAGUGAUCAUUCCUGCUCCAAGAGUUCCAGGGAAUAUUGAAGUGUCGUUCACACCACGAGUUUUCCCCACUGCUCUCAGAGAGUCACGAGUUGAGGAGGAAGAAGAGUGGCUGAAAAAACAAGCAGAGGCCAGGCGCAUAGUCAACGCAGAUAUUGAAGAGCUGAAUGACCUAAGUGAGGAGGAGAGGAAUCCUGACUGGUUGAAAGAGAAAGGAAACAAGUGUUUUGCUGCAGGAAACUACUUGAGCGCUUUGAAUGCCUACAAUCUGGCAAUCAGAAUCAACAGAAAGAUCCCAGCUUUGUUUUCAAACAGGGCUGCUUGUCAUCUGAAGUUACGGAAUUUUCACAAAGCCAUUGAGGACUCAUCUCAGGCUCUUGAACUGCUGACUCCAGCCGUUCCUGCCAAUGCGGCCGCCCGAGCCAGAGCUCAUGUGCGUCGAGGCUCUGCUUUCUGCCAGCUGCAGCUCUACACGGAAGGAUUACAAGAAUACCAGACUGCGUUGAAGAUUGACCCGAACAAUGAAGCAUUGCAAGCAGACACACAAAAGAUUCGGGAGAUCAUACAAGGCAGUGCAGAAUAGCCUCUCCCAAAUUUAAAGCCCUGAUGUUAAACUCUCACGGUUUUUUUUUUUAUCUGGGGAUUUGCAUCAAUUAACUCAAACCUCCAAAGAUGGAACCUGGACUCUUUUGAGUUACAAGUUGCCGAGUGAUACAAUUUAUUUUCAAGUUUGUGAUCCCAAAUUUGAAUUACAAGCAAGGUUCAUACACUGCUGGCCAAAGGUAUUGGCACCUCUGCAAUUCUGUAAGAUAAUGCUCAAUUUCUCUCAGAAAAGCAUUGCAAUUACAAAUGCUUUGGUAGUAAUAUCUUCAUUGAUUUUGCUUCCAAUGAAAAAACAGAAAAGACACACAAAACUUCAAAAAUGGGCUGGACAAAUGUAUUGGCACCCUUUGAAAAAUCAUGUGAUGCUUCUCUAAUUUGUGUAAUUAACAGCACCCGUUACUUACCUGUGGCACAUAACAGACGGUGGCAAUAACUAAAUCACACUUGCAUCCAGUUAAAAUGGAUUAAAGUUGACUCAACCUCUGUCCUUUGUGUGUGUACCACAUCGAGCAUGGAGAAAAGAAAGGAAGACCAGAGAACUGUCUGUGGACUUGAGAAGCAAAAUUGUGAGGAAGCAUGGGCAAUCUCAAGGCUACAAGUCCAUCUCCAUAGACCUGAAUGUUCCUGUGUCUACCGUGCGCAGUGUCAUCAAUAAGUUUAAAGCCCAUGGCACUGUGGCUAACAUCCCUAGAUGUGGACAGAAAAGAAACAUUGACGAGAGAUUUCAAUGAAAGAUUGUGCGGAUCAAGUUCAAGCUGUCCUGCUGUCCGGGGGUACAACAGUGUCAACCCGUAGUAUCCUACACCCAGGAAGACCCCACUUCUGACCCAGAGACAUAAAAAAGCAAGGCUGGAGCUUGCCAAAACUUGCCUGAUAAAGCCAAAAACGUUUUGGAAGAAUGUUCUCUGGUAAGAUGAGACAAAAGUAGAGCUUUUUGGGAAAAGGCAUCAACAUAGAAUUUACAGGAAAAAGCGAGGCCUUCAAAGAAAAGAAUACCCUCCCAACAUUCAAACAUGGCGGAGGUUCCCUGAUGUUUUGGGGUUGCUUUGCUGCCUCUGGCACUGGACUGCUUGACCAUGUGCAUGGCAUCAUGAAGUCUGAAGACUACCAACCAAUGUAGGGCCCAGUGUGAGAAAGCUAGGUCUCCUUCAGAGGUCAUGGGUCUUCAAGCAGGACAAUGACCCAAAACACACUUCAAAAAGCAAUAGAAAAUGCCAAUACUUUUGGCCAGCAGUGUAUAGAAGGGUUUUAAGUGUGGGGAUGGGAAGAGCAACAAAUUGAGCAAAAUACGAAUAGUCACAAAAAAAGCAUGUAGUCAUGUAGUAAUUGGCUGACAUCACUCACAAGGUUACACCAAUUAAAAGCCCACAUUUAUACUACGACAGCUUUUGUCUGAAUGUGUGGAGAUAGAAGGGAGUCUUUACAGUCUCAUUCAUUCAUUUUCCAUGCCGCUUUUCCUCACGAGGGUCGCAGAGGUGCUGGAGCCUAUCCCAGCUGACCACGGGCAGUAGGCAGGGUACACCCUGAACUGGUUGCCAGCCAAUCGCAGGGCACAAGGAGACAUACAACCGUUCUCGCACACACUCAUUAUUAUACACAAUUUAGAAUAUUCAAUCAGCCUGUUUCAUGCGGGGAGAACAUGCAAACUGAACAUGCAAACUCCACACAGGAAGGCCGAAGCCCUGGAUUGAACCCUUGAUCUCAGAACUGUGAGGCGGACGUGCUAACCACUCAGCCAAGUGCCGCCGAGUCUUUACAGUCUCAUUUAUCGAAUUUUGACAGUAUAUUUUAUGA
Molecule: messenger RNA, 3159 nt
Organism: Corythoichthys intestinalis (scribbled pipefish)
Lineage: Eukaryota; Metazoa; Chordata; Actinopteri; Syngnathiformes; Syngnathidae
Gene: dnaaf4
Product: dynein axonemal assembly factor 4
Exons: 10
Coding region: 164-1345 (393 amino acids)
Biological process (GO): inner dynein arm assembly; determination of left/right symmetry; epithelial cilium movement involved in extracellular fluid movement
Molecular function (GO): nuclear estrogen receptor binding
Source: RefSeq, a predicted model, not a curated record